ACUGUGAGCCUCGUGCGCGGACAGGCUGUGUCUGAGAAAACCUCGCUGGCAGAUGCGCAGGGAGCAGCCCACCGAGCGGUUCGAGUGGGCGUGUCCUCGGUGCGCACAGCUCUCGGUGGAGUUCUCGAGACGACCCAGCUCGGCGGGAAGUGUGCGUGUGAGCCGCUGUGGCUGUAAUACCAAGCCGCCGGCGCACUUGUAUGUUCAUAACGGCUGUCUGUCGGUCGGGGUCGGUCUCGGUCUCGGAGGAAUGAGUGAAUGUGUGUCAGGGACUCGCUGUGACGGGCAGGGACGCCGACAGCGUGUGUGAAGAGGCCAGCCUCGCUGACCGACGCUUGGUGCCUGCCGGGGCCGGUCGGCGCGCGCGCCCCUGUGCGCGUGCGUGUGGGGACGCGGCGCGCGCCGCGGCGGAGGGAGGCAGGCGGCGGCAGGCCCAGCCCCCAGUCGCAGCGCCCGGGGCGGCUCCUCUGUGAGCCUAGGACCACCGCGCUCCCGCCGCCACCGCUAGCACCGCCGCCGCCCCGCGCGCUGGCGUGACUCCCGGCCCGCGCCCUCCCACGUCUGCAGUCGGCUCGGCUUCCCGCCCGCCCAGACGCUGCUUCUCCCGGGCUCCCGGCCUCGACUCCGCGGAGGGAGCGGAAAUGAGUGCGGCGUCGGCGUCGGCGCCCGAGCGGGGUUGGAAGAGCGAGAAAGUGGACGAGGCUCAGGCCCUGGCGCGGAGUUGCGCUGCCCGCAGACCCGACUUCCAGCCGUGCGACGGGCUUUCCAUCUGUGCCACACACAGCCACGGCAAGUGCUUCAAGCUGCACUGGUGCUGUCACCUAGGAUGGUGUCACUGCAAGUACGUGUAUCAGCCCAUGACCCCCGUGGAGCAGCUUCCGAGCACUGAGAUUCCUGCGAAGCCUCGGGAACCCACAAACACCAUUCAGAUCUCAGUGUCACUCACUGAACACUUUCUGAAAUUUGCGUCUGUCUUCCAGCCGCCCCUCCCCCCGGAUUCACCGAGGUACUGUAUGAUCUCAGACCUCUUUAUUGACAACUAUCAGGUUAAAUGCAUUAACGGGAAGAUGUGUUACGUGCAGAAGCAGCCAGCGCCGCAUUCCCACAAGAUGAGCCCCGAGGAGGUCUCUGCACACGAUGCCUUAAUUUCGAGAGAGAGCAAUACACCAAAAAUAGAUCACUGCUCUUCUCCCUCAAGUUCUGAGGACUCCGGGAUCAAUGCGAUCGGGGCUCACUAUGUGGAAUCGUGUGAUGAGGACACAGAAGAAGGAGCAGAACUGAGUUCCGAGGAAGAUUACAGUCCGGAGAGCAGCUGGGAGCCAGAUGAGUGCACCCUUCUCUCCCCGUCACAGUCUGAUCUGGAGGUGAUUGAGACAAUAGAAACCACCGUGUGAGAGUCCAGGCAGGAAGCCAGAGCCGCGGAUCCGUGCUUAGCUUUUGUACUUUGUCCGAUGGAUCCUUUUCCCAACGCAGUUGGUUUUUUCUACCCCUAACACCUGUGGCAGUUCGCUGGUCUGCUGGUUAGCAUCACUCUCACGUUAGUCUUAUAACUAAGACAUUCUUUUUCUUAUAAAUGGUUUUCUUUUGUACCUUGACUUACUUUCUAUGUAGCAUCUGGUGUCAUGGAUUGUGACCCAGCCUUAAUCUCACUGGGAACUUGAAAGCAGUGAGGUGCAGAGUACCACGCAUCAGGUUGAAGAGCGGCCCGGAGUGAAGGAGGCUGUGGGGGAGCGGGUUGUGCGCACGCGCGCGCGCGCGCACACACACACACACACACACUUUGGGUGUGCCGUCAGGCGCCCCCACCCUGCUCGUCUCAAAUGGGGGUCAACUCAUGAGAGGGGAGCAGGGUGUGCACUGGCAGAGGCCACGCUGGCCCUUUUCCCUUCUCCCCACCACCUGCCUGGCCAGUGUGGCCUCAGCCUGCUCCUGCAGGUUCCCGGAGACCCCCGCUCAACCCCUGGUUCUGGCUGGAGCUAGACCUUCACUGAAGAGGAGUGGACACCUUCAGUUCUGUGUUCAGUCCGGCUUUAGCUGGGGGCCUGUGCUCUGCGGGGUGCAACACGUGCAUGCGGACUGAAGAGGACCUGCCUCCUGACAGGGAGGGGUCCGCAGCCCGAUAGACUGGGCCAGCGCAUGCAGGUCAUGGUACCCAGCAGCUCGGGAACCCAGGGGAGGGGAAGGGGUUCUAGGCUGGCAGCUGGGGAACGUGUUGCAGUGUUCGAGCUGGCCUCUUGGGUGGGUUCCUCCAUGUUUCCCUGUUUUUCUUAAUUGUUCUUCAAAUCCGGGGAAAACUUUUAGGAAGUUAUAUAGGUAUUAUAUUUAGGAGGCAGGCACAUCUGAUGUCUUAAGAAAAAAAAUCAAUAAUAGUUUUAGUUAGCAUGGAAAUGCUAAAGACAGCAGUCCUUUAGGGAUUAGGAAUGAAUCUAAUAGGUUUGAUUAAUUCUGCUUCAUUUGGGUGUAUGAAGCAUUAGAAUGGUUUAGGUGAGCAAUGGAUUAAAAUUCAGUAUGAUGCAUGGAUUUUUUAUGCAAAUGCAAAAGCAGUUGGAAUAGUUUGCUGCUAAGUCAGGAGAAAAUAGUUUGUGUGAUAUUCAUUCACUUUACUACAGUAACGGUCAUAGUCUGUUGUACAUGUUCUCUUUUCUCACACACACAAAAUAGUGAAUAAUUCUUUCUUAUUUAGCUCUCUUCAGAAUUCUCCUAAUUUCCAUUUAUACAAGGUGUUUUUGCGUGAGUUGCUUAUCUGCCAUUUCUCCAGAUCUGCUUUCUGUGAGGCAUAGUUAAGAAUCCAGGAAGUUUAAAAUAUGGCCCUAAUGAAACCAGAGCUAAUAGAGGGAUCCUAACCACGAGCGUGCUCUCGGGGCAUUAUCUCGUGCCCUGCCCGCAUUUUGGCACAUCUCUAUGUCACAUGAGUUUGUAUUCUAAGUAAUAAGAACAACAGUGUGUUCUUCCCUGAAGCCUCCAUUUGGCAUCCUUCACAAAUCACUCGAGGCAGGGUCUGCUUUCUUAGUUGUGUAUGUAGUUCACAGGGUUGGGUAGAACAUUUUCGUUAGGCUUAGGUGCCGGGAACAUCCCUAGGGAUUAGAAAGCAGAGUACGUGUAUUCCUUUGAAAACAGUGUCAGUUAAAACUUCCUAUGCUUGAUGAGAACGCAGCAUAAGGUUCCCAUUUACUGAAAUGUAAGGACUCAACAAGUCAAACCAGGAAGGUGGUGAGAGGAGCUGCAGGAACAGCGGGUACAGGAAAGGGCAGGUGGAGGCCGGGGUGCAGAGAGCGGCGUCCCCAGCCCAGAUGGCUUAGGGACAGACCUCACAGAGCCUGCCCUCGGUUCUCGGGGCCUCCGUGGUGGAGGGCAUGGAGGCUGAGUCCUGGGAGCCGAGUGGUGCAGCCAACCACUGUAUGCUUAGGCUGGACACCAGGGUCCUGUGCGCACCUGCCCUGUGGGAGAGCUCGCUGAAGCCCUGGGUGGUGUACGGAGGGCCGUCUUUCUCUACGCCUUUCCUAUCAGUUCUCAAAUCUGGGCCCACAUUCCCAUUCAUUAAACUGAUUGGAGUCAACCAGCAGGUCUCCAAAGCCAUGGAAAUAUGUGGUCAUAAGGCCAUGUUUCUGAAGCUGGCUUUGUCAGGGUUGGGGCCUUCUUCAUUGGUAAUAUCUAUGACUUUUGCCUAGGUUCCUGUUUUUUAAACUCUUGAACUGCCAUUCACAUUACCCAUGAUUUUAAUGGAAUUUUGGGGGUUAUUAAUGGUUGAUAAUCACUUUAAAUAUUUGCACAAUCUCUUUAUAAUUAAAAACUCACUAAGCUUCACUUGCUACUAUUUUAUAGAAUUGGAGAUACUCCAUUGGAUUCUAAAUAUCAGAUGCUCCUGGAUCUCAAAAUAGCCUUUUCUAAACAAGCACAAGCAAGAAUUUCUUUGUCCUAGCACUGUUAAUAAUUCUCUGGAAAUCAUAUAUGAUUGAACCAGAAUUGUUUCUUUAUGCUUGCAUUCCAAAAACAACUGAUAAGGAUAUAAAAAUGUGUAUUUACAACUUAAAUUCUAGGCCUAUCUGUUAUAUAUUAUAUAAAAGAAUUUCUCUGUAAACCUGAUAUUAUAUUGCUCAUUUGUAUAAGCAUAUUUAUAGGCACUUUAGAAAAUGUUUAGACUGCAGUGUGUAUUAUAGACAUCAAACACAGUCAUGUUAAAUAGACUUUUGGUUAAUACUUAUCCAUUGACAGGUAUGAAAACUGUAUAACGUGAACCUGGUAGUUUGCUCACUUGGAGCAAAGGGUUGGGCUGUGUGGAUGGAGAAACUGCUUUGGGGUCCUUGAUGGAAACCUGGCACCAUGCUCACUUCCCGCAAGUUGGUGUGAAAGCUGUUCGGUGGAGGAUGCAGUUAAGUGCUGGGUGGAAUGUAGCUUUCUUACGAAUGAACAUUUAUCUUAGAAUCGUCAAGGUUCAAAUAUGCUCAUAACUUUUCUGAGAAAUGACAGACCAAUUAAAAUGCUUUUGUGGUUUUAACUCUUCGGCACAUUAACAAAUAAGGCUUUCCCAUCAAAUCUAGGUAUUUUUUACCUUGUAAUUUUUAAGAUUUGAAGUAAGAAUUUGAGAAAACUCUGGGGGAAAAAUCAGUUGCUUUCCUGGAAAAGGAAAAUGUGUACUUGAAGGUAAUACAAAACCAAACCAAAUGAAACCGCCCAAGCCAAAACAACACUGCGAAGUGGUUGUCCUGAAGGACCUUUGGGAUUUGGUCUGGGAUUUGAUCCUGUUUUAGGGCUGGUGGUUUUAUUUUUUAACCUCCACUUCCUGGCCUCUUUGAGACCGUUCUUUUGGGACUAAUCGUAACAAACUCCUUUUAUACAAAUUUCUCUAUCUGGGUAACAGGACACCACCUUUAGAAAACUGUCAAAAUACCCAGACAUGUUUGGCGGUAUAAUCACUAUAGGCAAGGAAAAAAAGCACAAGUUAAACUAAUAUUUAUACGUCAGCUCUUGAUUUUUCCAUCUUGUUUGCAAAGUUGUAUUGACAUGUGUUGGCUUUUCACACGAGGGAAACAUUUUAACAGUUUUCUUUCCUACUCCUCUCCCCACGGGAGGUGGGAGCCAGAAUUGAGGAGACCAGUUGCAUUCUAGGCUUUUCGGUGAGCAGUAUGGGAUUGUGUCUCUUCCACCGAGGAGGAGAGGGAAAGGAAGUGGGAGUUGUACUCGCUGUUUCAGUGCUGUGAUUCCAGGGAUGUCCGUAUUUCUCACCUCCAAAUGUAAGUGUAAGGGCACUUCUCAAAAUUAAUUUUAGAAUUCUUUACCUUUUAAAAAUGUUACGUCUCUGCUCCCUUUCAUUACUCUGGGGAAUAGAGAGUUGACUGUACUGCGUGCGAAAGGGCCGUGUUUCUGUUAGUGCUUUGAGCUCUUCUGUUGAGACGGAAGCAGUGCCCUCUUCCUGGUGUGGACAGGUCUGAAAACACAUCAUCACCUGGGCUUUAACACUGACCUUCUGUAUCAUUGUGUCCACAUACACUUUUUAAGGCUGUUCAUUCCUUGCAAUAUUCACUUUGCCAGUUUUUGCACCUGUCUAUUUUAAAGUUUUAAGCACAAUGUUGACCCCUCUGUAAUUUCCUAAAAUUAUAUUGUUUUCCUAUAGACUGCUCAACUUUAUGUAUAAUACUUUAGGAAAAUACUUCCUUGUAAAAUAAAUGUAACUUUUUUUCUUUUGUA
Molecule: messenger RNA, 5685 nt
Organism: Ailuropoda melanoleuca (giant panda)
Lineage: Eukaryota; Metazoa; Chordata; Mammalia; Carnivora; Ursidae
Gene: C1H3orf70
Product: chromosome 1 C3orf70 homolog
Exons: 2
Coding region: 642-1394 (250 amino acids)
Biological process (GO): nervous system development
Source: RefSeq, a predicted model, not a curated record